UUUGAACUGUUAUGACCGCAGUUAAUUCAUUAAAUGUUUGUAGCCUAUGAGUGAGCAGAGAUUAUAGGUCUAUUAGCCUACAUGACAAUAACGAACUCGUUUCUGAGUUCCGACACUAGACAAAGUGUCUAAACACUAUAGUCAUGCCUCUGGAAACAUAGGUUGAAAAUCUGGCAACCAGAGGUGACACUGAGGGGCGUCUGCUGAAACCAAACAGACGGGGUAUAAAGUCCAUCAACAGCAGCGGGUCGACUGUGUAAAACUUCACCGUCCUAACUGUGACUGUUUUAGUUUCAAGCCAUUUUCAUAUUUCGUCUAAUCAUAAUGGAGAUUCCAGUAUUUACUCUAGACGCCUUCACAAAUUUACCGUUCAAGGGAAACCCUGCGGCUAUUUGUCCACUUAUGCAUGAACUGAGUGAUUAUUUGUACCAGAGGAUAGCAGCAGAGAUGAACCUGUCAGAAACAGCUUUCAUCACCAGGAUCAAUCCCUCUGACAAUUUUACCACAGGAUCAAGGUUCCGACUUCGAUGGUUUACACCAACCAAUGAAGUGAAUCUGUGUGGUCAUGCCACUCUGGCUUCUGCAGCAGUGCUGUUCAAGUAUAAGCAGAAUGAGAAUCCCAAACUGGUGUUUGAGACCAGGAGUGGAGAUCUGGCUGUCACCCAGCAGGGGGAAGGGUACAUCAUGGACUUUCCUCUCAACCCACCAACCCAGGAGGAUGCCAAUGAGUUCAGAGACAUCAUCAAGGCUGCGGUUGGAAACCACCCGAUCCAGGAUGUAUAUCUGAGCUCCAACACGAAGAAACUGCUGGUUCGACUGGCUGACAGCUGUGACAGGUCAGUGCUAACCAGUCUGAAAGUUGACCCUGUUGCUCUUCAGAGCAGUGAGACGAGUGGAAGAGUCAAAGGAGUAAUCAUCACCAUGAAAGGAUCCCCAGACUGCCAGCCAGGAUACGACUUCUACUCCAGAUUCUUUGCUCCAUGGAAUGGCAUCCCUGAGGAUCCCGUCACUGGUUCUGCCCACACUGUCCUGGGUAGCUACUGGUCUAAGAAACUAGGAAAGAAGAAAAUGCUGGCUUACCAGUGCUCCAGUCGAGGCGGGGAGCUGGAACUAGAAGUGAGAGACGACGGAAGAAUCUACAUAUCUGGACAGGCUGUCACUGUCCUGCAGGGAACAAUCACACUAUAGCCACAUGUAACCUAAAGGGUUGGGGAUGAUAGGACAGUCAUUACGGAUGGUUAGAGAUGGUUUAAAUAAAAAGACAAACGGAUUAUUGUCCAGACUGGUCAAUCUAAUAUUGAAACAUCACUCAGCAUGCUAACAUACUACAGGAUGGAAAGAACAUCUCAAGCUUUGAUAGCAUUUGUAUUAUUUAUUCACAAAACUGACGCAAAAAUCACAUAAAAAAUUAAAAACUAAAUACAGAGACAAUACAUGAAUAAUUAGAGGUUGUGUUGGAGGUCAAACAGAUCAAAGGUGGAAUCACCGUUAGCUUUGUGACGUUAUACAACCUGCUCUAAUCACAGUAAUGAAAAACUAAAUCAUUAGUUAAAUUAUCACAGUUCAAUAAUUGUGGUUUCCUACAAAUUCCUAGAGUUUUAACUGGUUCUCAUGAUACCAAGUAGUUUCCUUUGUAAUCAUUCUGUCUCCGUACAGCUUUAGGUUUGCUUGUAUUCUGUUGUAUGCAAAGGAAUUGACUCAAAUACUUGGUUUUGUUUGAGCUUUUUGUGUUACAGACACUAUAACUUUAUGUAUAUACCAGUAUGUUGUUUCCAUUUCUUUACUGUUGUAGGCCGGUGUAGUCCAUUCACAGAUUAAAACCAAGUACUGUCGAUGCCAUAUUACUCAUCAAGUACGUAUGAAGUUCAGUGAUGUAUAGUUGAUCCA
Messenger RNA from Sander lucioperca (pikeperch), 1887 nucleotides. RefSeq names its product phenazine biosynthesis-like domain-containing protein 1. The record is from RefSeq and is a predicted model, not a curated record. Gene Ontology annotation, cellular component: cytoplasm. The transcript is spliced from 10 exons. Gene Ontology annotation, molecular function: isomerase activity. Gene Ontology annotation, biological process: biosynthetic process. The coding region runs from base 325 to 1188 and encodes 287 amino acids. NCBI's taxonomy places the organism in Eukaryota, Metazoa, Chordata, Actinopteri, Perciformes, Percidae.